AUGUUGGAUUUUGGGGUUCGAACGAUAUUCAUCACAGGGCUUCCGGAGGACGUGAAGGAGAGGGAGCUACUGAAUCUGAUGCGAUGGCUUCCCGGAUUCGAAGCGUCUCAGCUGAAUUUCAAGGCCGAAAAGCCCAUGGGCUUCGCACUCUUCUCCACCGCCCACCAAGCAAUUGCCGCCAAGGACAUCCUUCAGGACAUGCUCUUCGAUCCCGACACCAAGUCCGUCCUCCACACCGAGAUGGCCAAGAAGAACCUCUUCGUCAAGAGAGGGGCUGAUGCGGGUGCGUUUGAUCAGAGUAAGCGAUUGCGGACAGCUGGGGAUUAUACGCACACUGGUUAUACAAGUCCUUCCCCUUUCCAUCCUCCACCACCACCCGUUUGGGGACCACAUGGGUACAUGGCUCCACCGCCGCCUCCUCCAUAUGAUCCAUAUGGAGGCUACCCCGUUGCGCCAGUGCCAAUGCCUACUCCUGCUCCAAUAGCAGCGCCUAGCAGUUAUGUUCCAGUUCAGAACACAAAAGAUAACCCUCCUUGCAACACCCUGUUUAUUGGGAACUUGGGAGAGAACAUUAAUGAGGAAGAAGUGAGGGGACUUUUCAGUGCACAACCUGGUUUUAAGCAAAUGAAGAUUUUAAGACAGGAGAGGCAUACUGUUUGCUUCAUUGAGUUUGAAGAUGUGAAUAGUGCUACCAAUGUACACCAUAAUUUGCAGGGAGCUGUUAUCCCAAGUUCUGGUUCAGUUGGCAUGCGAAUACAAUAUUCAAAGAAUCCAUUUGGAAAGAGAAAAGAUGGCAAUGUACCACUUGCCGUUCCUGGUGCCAACGGAACUCCACCAACAAAUAUGACUUAUCAAUAGCUUGAAGGGGAUGUACUCUGUUCUUUAUGAUCCAAGACAUGUUUCUACAUGAUAGGAUGCAUCUUGCAGCUGUUACAUGCAUCCAUUGAUUAUCAAGUCAUCACCAUUAGCAUCCCUGCUCAUGUGAAUGAAUGCACUGUGGCAUCAUAUACAUACAUUUGGCUGUUAUACUCAUCAGACAUGCAUCUCUUUACAGCAUGUGUUGGUUCCAUAUUAAUUUUCUAGUUGUUUAGAUGACAUUGUCAUUUGUAGAACUGAUGCAUGUGUCUUAAUUUUGUUUGAACUGUGUGCUUUGCUGUCAUAUAUAUUCUAUUUUCAUUGAUGCUAGGAAUGCUUAUCCAAAAAGCAUGAAGCUAACAACUUUCCAACUA
Molecule: messenger RNA, 1229 nt
Organism: Arachis duranensis
Lineage: Eukaryota; Viridiplantae; Streptophyta; Magnoliopsida; Fabales; Fabaceae
Exons: 8
Coding region: 1-858 (285 amino acids)
Molecular function (GO): mRNA binding
Source: RefSeq, a predicted model, not a curated record